Messenger RNA from Cryptotermes secundus, 702 nucleotides. RefSeq lists its product as uncharacterized. Bases 85 to 591 code for a protein of 168 amino acids. The record is from RefSeq and is a predicted model, not a curated record. Lineage: Eukaryota; Metazoa; Arthropoda; Insecta; Blattodea; Kalotermitidae. The transcript is spliced from 8 exons. Gene Ontology annotation, molecular function: odorant binding.
GUUAAUGGUGCGUCACAUUAUGUGACAGGGCCACGUGAUCAUCACCAUGGCAGUUUAAGAUUCACCAGAAACGCAGAUGCCAAGAUGAAUUCCUAUCGGCCCUUGCAAUGUUGCGGGACAGUUUCGAUAACGCUGACGGAUGAAGAGAAGGCACAUAUACAAUCAUGUAGGGUACAGGCAGGUCCGGAAGACACAUCUGCAGAAAACAAGGGUCUGAAAUUCGCGCAGAGAUUCGCUUGCUCAUCUCACUGUUUGGGGCAGAAGAAGAACUUGGUCGACUCAGAAGGAUACGUGAAGCUUGAAGACUUCAAGUCGGCCUACUUGGCCCGUUAUAAUGAUUCAAGUCUGAAGGAUGUUACCGAAAAGUCUAUUGAUGAAUGUGUUCCUCUUGCGAACCAGAAGGCCACAGAAGUUGGUAUAGUAGAAGUGGACGGAAGGUCUUGCAACGGUGCCUUUGGCUUUGCAGUGAUGUGCGUCGGGACAAAGACAGAAAUGAACUGUCCGGAAGAAAAACAGGUCAAAAGUACUGCAUGUGAAGACAAGAGAAAGAGGCUGAAAGAGUGGGCCGACAGAAUGAAACAGAAUGCGUGAGUUAAUCUUAAGUUGUAUGUAGGUUAGGAAAUUGCGCAAAAUUAAACAUGGACUGUAAUGAACUGCUUGUUUCUUUCUUGAUAAAAUAAAUAAGGAACACUGUAAUUAUAA